UGCUAGAAGGUGAACGCUAGAACUAAAAACUAAAAAUUUCACACCAGUAUUGUCAACAUUUAAAAAAUUAAUGUAAACUAAAAGUUAAAAUAUUUAGAUAAUUUCAAAAAAAUAUUGAAAGUUAUACAUAUAGCAAAAUGUUUAUUAUCAAUUAUCCAAAGAAAUGGUUUUUUCUAAUUUUUAGUAUUUUUCAUGUCUGUUACAAUCCCACUGAUAGUGGAGCUGUGCAACUAACAAGUGAUAACAUCGAUAUGACAUUAGCUUCUAAUGAUUUAGUUUUAAUUAAUUUCUAUGCUGAAUGGUGUAGAUUCAGUAACCUACUUCAGCCCAUUUUUGACGAAGCUGCUGAUAAAGUGAAAGAAGCCUUUCCAGAAGCAGGAAGUGUUGUUAUGGGAAAGGUAGAUUGCGAUCAGCAAACUAGUGUCGCUUCCAGGUUCCAUAUAACAAAAUAUCCAACACUCAAAGUUAUACGUAAUGGGCAACCAACAAAAAGAGAGUAUCGAGGUCAAAGAUCAACUGAAGCGUUUUUGGAUUUCGUGAAAAAACAAUUGGAAGAUCCUAUAAAAGAAUUUAAAUCUCUAAAAGAUUUAGAGUCUUUGGAUGCAAAAAAAAGAUGUAUUGUUGGAUAUUUUGACAGAAUCGAUCAAGAAGAAUACAAAAAUUUCCGUAAGGUUGCUAUUAAUUUAAAAGAGGAUUGUCAAUUUCAUGUUGGUUUCGGUGAUGUUGUGGCAGCUAUGCACCCUCCAGGUACACCUAUAAUUGUUUUUAGACCUGAUGUUGCAUUGUCUCACGAAAAUGAUGAAACUUUUAACGGUAACAUCAAGAGUUACGAUGAGCUGAACGUGUGGGUCCAGGAGAAGUGUGUUCCUCUAGUAAGGGAAAUAACAUUUGAAAAUGCUGAAGAAUUAACUGAAGAAGGUUUACCAUUUCUCAUUUUAUUUUACAACCCGAAUGACGCUGAAUCAAUUAAGGACUACAAAGCUAUUAUUGAAGCUGAAUUGUUAUCUGAGAAGCAAAAUGUAAACUUUUUGACGGCUGAUGGAAAACGUUUUGCUCAUCCUUUACAUCACUUAGGUAAAUCCGAAGAAGAUUUACCAAUAAUAGCAAUAGAUUCUUUUAGACAUAUGUACUUGUUUCCAAAAUUUAAGGAAAUGUAUGAGCCUGGAAGAUUAAAAAAAUUUUUGGAAGAUUUAUAUAGCGGGAAACUUCAUAGAGAAUUUCAUUAUGGACCAGAUCCUGAUUCUGAAGAACAUGUUCCUUCUAAUGACAUACAAACGCAGCCUCCGAAAUCAACGUUUAAAAAAUUAGCUCCGUCAAAAAAUCGUUACACUUUAUUGAAAGACGAAUUAUAAGAUAAGACCAGUUACUUUUAAUGUAUUUGUUUUGUGAUUUUUUUUUUUGAACUUUAAUAAUGGUGAAAGUUAUUUUAUCUUUUGCUUUAAGUCAGAAGAAAAAUUCUUUUCAGUACUUCAAAAUAUUAAGCAUUUCAGACUCGGUGUUUAUUUCAAAUAAGUUUUUAUAAAAAAAGUUGACUGACGUUUUACUGUCUGGUGUUGACUUUCAUUGUAAAAAUACUACGCUUGUGUACUAAUAUUAUUCUUUAAAUAAUAAUUCAAUCAAAUUAAAUUAACACGUACUGUAAAAAAAUAGAGCUACUUGAAAAUUAAACUAUAACCACGGUCGCAAAAAUUUGAGUAUAUUUUUAACAACUAUUUUAAAAGUAUAAAUAAGAUACAUUUCAAUUCAGCAUAGUUUUUUAGCUACAAAAUCAGUCUCAAACUCUGUCUUAAAAGAGUUUUUAAAAAUGUUAUAAGUAGUAUGUGAAAAAAGUCAUUAAUUCUAAUAAAUUUAUUUAUAAUGAAAAUAAAUUAAUUGUUUAUUUGAAAUUUUGUAUAAAGUAAAUGCGAAUUUAGCUUUAAACUACAAACGAGGGAAAUAAAAUUGAGGUGGUCGAAAACAACUUUAAAAGAUUUAUAACGCUACAAUAGAUGUAGGAAUCACUAAAACACGGAUUGUUAUGAAGACAACGGCUUCCAUCAAGAUUUUAAGCUUUAUCAAAUCUUUAGUGAAAAAAUCCUUUUUAAUUUUUAGUGAAAAAUUAAAUGAUUACAUAUGUAUAUAUGUA
This is a messenger RNA of Condylostylus longicornis, 2125 nucleotides long. It is a transcript of the gene ERp44, whose product is annotated as endoplasmic reticulum resident protein 44. The record is from RefSeq and is a predicted model, not a curated record. The coding region runs from base 138 to 1352 and encodes 404 amino acids. NCBI's taxonomy places the organism in Eukaryota, Metazoa, Arthropoda, Insecta, Diptera, Dolichopodidae. The transcript has 6 exons.